Molecule: messenger RNA, 1563 nt
Organism: Prunus armeniaca (apricot)
Lineage: Eukaryota; Viridiplantae; Streptophyta; Magnoliopsida; Rosales; Rosaceae
Source: the annotation of a GenBank genome assembly
AUGAAAUCAAUGGCGACGCCACCAAUUGACUUCACUUUCUUUGCUUCCCAACCUUCGGGAAGUGGAGGGUCUUUUGAAACUGCUGGUGCUAAGAGAAGCCGUAUCCUUGAACCUAAUGAUACUGAUGUGGGAGCUAUGGAGGUUGAGCCUUUUCCUACGGUAGCGCCGAAACCUAUAAUGAAUUUUCGUGAAAAGCUCAUGAACCCAGGUGGGAUCGGAGUGCAUAAGGAGGAUCUGGUGGGUAUGGAGGAAGAUAAACUCACAAUAGAGGAUGAUGAUUUUGAGGUCUCAAAGGGUACUCGUGGUCCUUGCAUACGCUUUUGCACCAAGGAAGACAUGAGGUACGUUUUUUCUGGGGGACCAUGGGUAAUUGCUGGGCAAUCUUUAGUGAUGCAGAUAUGGAAACCAGGAUUUGAUCCUAAUGAAGCUACUAUCACUCGUAUGGCUGUGUGGGUGCGUAUUACGGGUUUACAUGUUGAAUGGUUUAAUCCUGAGGCAAUUAAACAUAUUGGGGACCUUAUUGUUGAGAAUAAUUGGUAUGCCAUAGAAUAUGAAGGACUCCAUUUGGUCUGCUUUGGCUGUGGAAUUUAUGGCCAUAAUAGGAACCAAUGUCCAUCUGAAUUUAGAGUUCAUGAGGAUACCCAAAAGCCUAUGGAAGGAGAGUCUACAUCUGAUAAGGAACAUUUUGGGGUUGACACUGAUAUUGGGAUUUCUUCUGGCACUAAGGAUGCUUAUGCAGCUACCCCUGCGGAUUCAAGCCAAUUCGAAGAAACGUUGGAUGGCCUCUCUUUCAAUCUGAACAAGUAUUUGAAGGAGAAGGGGAUUGGGGGUGACCAUGUCAAUAAGCCGGAUAUUGAAGGGCAUGCCCCCCCUAAUAUUGAUCAAAAUACUGAUUCAAUGAUUUGUGGCAAUGGUUUUGUGAAUAACUCUGGUGGAAGUCCAAACAUGGGUGUCUCAAUUGGUAAUGAGGGUCCUUCAAUGCCAUUUCCUUUAAUGAUAUUGAUCUGGAAUGUAAAAGAUGAUGGGGACAAAUCCCUCCCCAGAAUACUUAAGAAUAUUAUCCAAUUAAAUCAUGUUGAGGUGUUGGCUGUUCUUGAACCAAGAAUAAGUGGUGAUAAAGCCAUGCGUGUUGUUAAUGGCCUGGGCUUUACUAAUCAUCAUAUUGUGGAUGCAAAUGGGUUUUCGGGUGGCAUUUGGCUUUUAUGGAAUUAUAGCAAUAUUCAUCUCAAUAUUUUGGCGUGUUCCAACCAGUCAAUUACUGCAAUGAUUACACAAGGUUCAUCUUCUUGGAUUCUUACUAUUGUAUAUGCUCACCCUUGUCCUAGAAUAAGAAGAUCCCUCUGGAACUACUUAGAUGGAGUUUCUUCUACUAAUAACCUUCCUUGGCUUGUUACUGGGGAUUUCAAUGAAAUUGUUGAUGACUCCGAAAAGAAGGGAGGCAGAGCUGUUCAUUGCAAUAGUGGGUUUGCUGACUGGAUUGGUCGUCAUCAUUUAGUGGAUCUUGGUUUUUUUGGAGCACAGUUUACUUGGUGCAAAAAGAAUGUUCAUGGUGAAACUCUCUAG